This is a messenger RNA of Manis javanica (Malayan pangolin), 14700 nucleotides long. The record is from RefSeq and is a predicted model, not a curated record. Lineage: Eukaryota; Metazoa; Chordata; Mammalia; Pholidota; Manidae.
GACGCCAUCAGCCAAAAGCUACGUCCGCUCGUCCCCAGCAGCAGCGGUGGCGGGGCGUAAACGUCAGCAAGUUCGUCAUCCUACAGCUCCAGUCGGAGAACGACUGGAACUGCAGGUCUGCCGCCAGCAACGCCAUCUUCAGGAUUUGGGGCGACUGCGACUGCGCAGGUAUGCUGGGGCGGGGUUCACGUCACCCCUCCCCUUCCACGCCUGCGGGACCAAUGAUCAGCGAGGGCCCCGGGCCGGGUAAAUCCUUAGAAGCCGGAAUUUUUAGCCGAGGGGGCAGCCCCGCCCCUGGCUCCUCCCGGCCCUUGCGCCCCGCCUCGCGCCGUUGCUGCCCCACCUCCCUCCCCGACCUGCCUGCCCAGCUGCGGGAUGACACAGGGCUUCAGCUUGGGAAGGGGGCGAAGUAAGCAAGUUAGACGGCGUUUUGGCGGCGGCACCACCCCCAAAUUUGUUUAAUUGCCCAAUUACCGCUGAUGAAGAUAAGUUGGAGUAAUUGCUGAAACUGAAUUUUAUUGACCAGAAGACAGUCCAUUUGUUUUUCUUUUUUUUUUGUUUUCCCUACUGCUUUGAGCUUUUACUGUAACGGCUGAAAAACUUGGAAAAUAAAGUGAACAUGCUGUGGUCUUGAACAUAAUUUUUUUUUUUGGAGGAAAAAUAUAAGUGCCAGAGUGAAAACCAGAAUGGCAUCCAGAGAGAGGCUCUUUGAACUUUGGAUGCUUUAUUGUACAAAGAAAGAUCCAGAUUACCUGAAGCUAUGGUUGGAUAAUUUUGUUUCUAGCUAUGAACAGUUUUUAGAUAUUGACUUUGAAAAGCUGCCUACCAGGGUAGAUGAUGUGCCUCCAGGAAUAUCUCUGCUUCCUGAUAAUAUUCUGCAGGUUCUGAGGAUCCAGCUACUACAGUGUGUUCAGAAAAUGGCAGAUGGGUUAGAGGAACAACAACAAGCUUUGUCAGUUUUGCUUGUCAAGUUCUUCAUUAUUCUUUGCAGGAAUCUAUCUAAUGUGGAAGAAAUUGGGACUUGCUCAUACAUUAAUCAUGUCAUCACUAUGACAACACUCUUUAUUCAGCAAUUAAAAAGCAAAAAAAAAGAGAAGGAACUGGCAGAUCAGACAUCUAUUGAAGAAUUUGUUAUCCAUGCACUGGCAUUUUGUGAAAGCUUGUAUGAUCCAUAUCGGAAUUGGAGGCAUAGAAUUUCAGGACGAAUCCUUAGUGCUGUGGAAAAGAGCAGACAGAAAUAUAAACCAGCUUCUCUCACAGUGGAGUUCGUCCCUUUCUUUUAUCAGUGUUUUCAGGAAAGUGAACAUCUCAAGGAAAGUCUUAAGUGUUGUUUAUUGCAUCUCUUUGGAGCCAUUGUAGCUGGUGGACAGAGGAAUGCCUUGCAAGCAAUUUCUCCAGCCACCAUGGAAGUUCUUAUGAGAGUUUUGGCAGAUUGUGAUUCCUGGGAGGAUGGAAAUCCUGAAGAAGUGGGUAGAAAGUUAGAACUUACUUUGAAGUGCCUCACAGAAGUUGUGCAUAUCCUUCUCACUAGCAGCUCUGACCAGCGUCAAGUGGAAACCAGCGCUCUUCUGGAGAGCUAUUUUAAAUUGCUAAACUCAGAUCAUUCAGCUUUAUCUAGUCAAAGGAGGUCCAGACAGUGGGAAAGCCGGUUCAUAGCUUUGCAGAUCAAAAUGUUGAAUACCAUCACAGCCAUGUUAGACUGCACAGAUAGGCCUGUUUUGCAGGCCAUUUUUCUAAACAGUAAUUGCUUUGAACAUCUCAUACGACUACUACAGAACUGCAAGCUAUUUUUAAAUGCUAACAAUAAGGUGGCAGACAAGAAUGAGAAAGACCUUGCCAACAAAUUACUGACAGAAAUGAAUGAGGACCAGAUGUUGCAGGGACAAUUGGAUUGUUUGGCUGUUUCAACCAUUCAGGCUUUGACAGCAGUAAUGAACAAAUCUCCAGCUGCUAAGGAAGUAUUUAAAGAAAGAAUUGGUUAUACCCAUAUGUUUGAAGUAUUAAAAUCCCUGGGUCAGCCACCACUGGAACUACUUAAAGAACUUAUGAAUAUGGCUAUAGAGGGUGACCACACUUCAGUUGGGAUUUUGGGGAUUAGUAAUGUCCAGCCUCUCUUGCUUCUUAUCCAGUGGCUUCCAGAGCUAGAAUCCCAUGAGCUGCAAAUCUUCAUUUCUGAUUGGCUGAAAAGAAUUUGUUGUAUUAAUAGGCAAAGUCGAACUACUUGUGUCAAUGCAAAUAUGGGAAUUCGAAUCAUUGAAACCCUUGAUUUCCAUUCUUACCUUCAUCGAACUUGUGCUGAGAACUUGAUUGCACUUCAUGGAUCCUUGGGGAGUCAGUCAGUGAGCUCAGAAGAAAUCCGUCGACUACUAAGAUUGCUGAGAGUGGAUGAAUCUGAGUAUAUUCACCCUUACACCACUCCUGUGACUCGAGCAAUCCUGACAAUGGCCCGAAAGCAAAGUUUAGAGAGCGCACUUCAGUAUUUUAAUUUGUCACAUAGUAUGACAGGAAUUUCUGUGCCUUCCAUACAGAAAUGGCCAGGGUCUGCGUUUUCUUUCAGUGCUUGGUUUUGCUUAGAUCAGGGUCAGUUGACUCUUGGCAACGCUAACAAAGGAGGAAAAAGAAAACAAUUGUACAGCUUUUUUACAGGAAGUGGCAUGGGUUUUGAAGCUUUUAUUACCCAUUCAGGCAUAUUGGUUGUGGCAGUGUGCACAAAACGAGAAUAUGCUACAGUUAUGCUUCCUGACUACAGUUUCUGUGAUUCCCUCUGGCACAAUAUAACUAUUGUCCACAUGCCUGGAAAAAGGCCCUUUGGUCAGAGCUUUGUCUAUAUCUACGACAAUGGACAGCAGAAGGUGUCUGCCCCUCUCAGAUUUCCUGCCAUGAAUGAACCUUUUAUCUCCUGCUGCAUUGGUUCAGCUGGGCAAAGAACCACCACUCCUCCACCAUCACAAAUCCCAGAUCCACCUUUUUCUUCUCCCAUUACCCCUCAUCGGACAUCGUUUGGUGGAAUUCUGUCAUCAGUCUCCUGGGGAGGAGCAACUGAAAAAUCAAAACUGAUUACCAAAUUGAUAUCAGCUGGAACCCAAGACAGUGAAUGGGGAUGUCCCACAUCUCUGGAGGGUCAGCUAGGGUCUGUUACCAUAUUCUAUGAAGCACUACAGCCUCUUCAGGUGAAGGGAUUAUAUUUAGUAGGUCCAAACUGUUUAAGCCCUUGGAAGUUUCAAGAGUCUGACAUGGCUGACCUGCCUGGUAACGUCCUUCUUCACUACACUGCAAAGGCUUGCAAAAAUUCAAUCUGUCUUGAUUUAUCUACUAAUUGUUUGCAUGGAAGAUUAACAGGAAACAAAGUAGUGAAUUGGGACAUUAAGGACACCAUAAAUUGCAUAGGUGGAUUAAAUGUACUCUUUCCUCUAUUGGAACAAAUCACCCACUUUAGUGAAAGACAGAUUGCUGAAGGAAUGAAUGAAAGCACAGUUUCUGAACUGAUAACACCUGUAGAUGGAGAUUGGGUGGUAUUGACUUCAAUAAAGGCUUCAGAGUCAAGACUAGAGAGAAAUUUAAUUGCAACAUUUAUCUUGAUUGUGAAACACUUUAUUCAAAGACAUCCUAUCAACCAGGACAAUCUUAUUCACUCCCACGGAGUAGCUACCCUUGGUGCCUUACUUCAGAAGGUGCCAAGCACCUUGAUGGAUGUUAAUGUAUUGAUGGCAGUCCAAUUACUAAUUGAACAGGUGUCAUUGGAGAAAAAUUUACAGCUCCUACAACAAAUUUAUCAGUAUUUACUCUUUGAUUUCCGUAUUUGGAAUCGUGGAGAUUUUCCCUUUCGAAUUGGUCAUAUCCAAUACCUUUCCACCAUCAUCAAAGACAGCAGGAGAGUUUUCCGAAAGAAGUAUGGUGUGCAGUUUCUCUUAGAUACACUUAGGAUUUAUUAUGGGAGUGAUUGCAAAUAUAGUGAGCUGUCUCUAGAUGAUAUUCGAACAAUAAGGACUUCUUUGUAUGGGCUCAUUAAAUAUUUUCUGUGCAAAGGUGGAACUUAUGAAGAGAUACAAAGUAUUAUGGGUUACAUAGCUGCUGUCAGUGAAGAAGAACAGCUCUUUGGAAUUUUGGAUAUACUCUUCAGUCUUCUACGUACCAGCCCAACCCGAGGCCAGCUUUUCUUACUGCUGUUUGAACCAGGAAAUGCUGACAUACUUUAUGCCUUGCUCUUAAACCAAAAGUAUUCUGACAGACUAAGAGAAAUCAUUUUUAAGGUUAUAGAACAAAUGUUGAAAUGCACAAACGUUUAUGAACGAAGUAAACAACGUAUUCGACUUAGAGAAGUUGGCUACUCAGGAUUGGGACUCCUUCUCAAUGAAGCACCUGUUACUACAUCUCUUAUUAAAAGCCUCACUAAUCAAAUCAUAAAUACAGAUCCUGUUAUUAAUUUCAAGGAUCUGUUAUCUAUCGUAUAUCUAUCUCACAGAGCAUAUAUAAACGUCAGGGUGGUCAUCUGCAGAAAGAUUUUGCAGAUUUUACAGUCCCAGACAGAUGCAGCGCAUCAAAUAUCUCAACAAGUGGGUUGGCAAGACACUUUAGUUAGGCUUUUUUUAAAAGAUAAUUUUGAAAAUGGAAAUACUUUUCAGAAGCAAAUUAGGACAGUUUUGAAGAAAGACAAUGAUAAACUUGUAUCAGCUGAAGGUAUUAAGAGGAACUUUGAUGAAAAGACUGAUGAAGAAAAAACCGACACUUCUGCCUCAGCUAACAAGUCUUCAGAUCAGUGGAGUUUAGAAGACAGACAUUCUUUAGACUCAAACACACCAUUAUUUCAAGAAGAUAGUUCAGUGAGAGUGUUGUCUUUUAAAUCAGAGAAUCAAGAAGAAUUCUGGCAUAAUAACCUCUCACAUUUGAGUUUAGAUUUCAGUGGAAUUGACUCAUGUGAACUGGGUGAUAUUGGAAAUCAAAUGCCAGACAGUCUGCCUAGCACACCAUCCCCAAUAGAGUCUUCUAAACGAUUUUCUGGGCAGUCUGACAAAGAAAGCAGCAUUACAAAUGAUGCAGGCUUCACUGAUGACUUCUCUUUACUUGAAAGCCAAGAGAGAUGUGAGGAGGAGCUUCUUCAAUUACUGACAAGUAUUUUGAACUAUAUAAUGUGUAAGGGACUAGAAAAAUCUGAUGAUGAUGCUUGGAUUGAACGCGGGCAAGUGUUUUCGGCACUAACUAAACCAGGAAUGUCCAGUGAGCUACUGCGACCAUCAGAUGAAAUAAAACUAAUUUUGCUACAGAAGAUGUUAGAAUGGGCUGUCACAGAAAACAGAGAAGCAAAACUUAAUCCAGUAACUGCUGAAAAUGCCUUCCGACUCAUUCUGAUCAUACAGGACUUUCUGCAGUCAGAGGGACUUGUUAAUUCUAACAUGUGGACUGAAAAGCUCUUAGAGGAUAUGAUGCUGCUCUUUGACGGCCUGUCAGUUUGGUAUUCUGAAAGUCCAAUAUGGGCAAAACUUUCUCAAAUUCAAAUCCAGUUGCUUCUAGGAUUCAUUGGAUGGGGUGAUUUUCAGGUUUGUGCAAUGGCAUCAGCUAAGCUAAAUACCCUUCUUCAGACCAAAGUGAUUGAAAAUCAAGAAGAAGCGUGUUACAUUUUAGGGAAGCUGGAAUAUGUUCUAAGUCAAUCCAUCAAGGAACAGACUGAAAUUUACUCAUUUCUGAUUCCCCUUCUCCGUACCCUGGUUUCCAAAAUUUAUGAGCUUCUCUUCAUGAACUUGCACCUGCCCUCAUUUCCUUUUACCAACGGUAGCUCCUCAUUUUUUGAAGAUUUUCAAGAAUAUUGCAGUUCAAAUGAAUGGCAAGUUUACAUUGAAAAAUAUAUUGUACCUUAUAUGAACCAAUAUGAAACCCACACAUUUUAUGAUGGUCGUGAGAACAUGGCACUUUACUGGAAGGAUUGUUAUGAAGCCUUAAUGGUGAAUAUGCAUAGACGAGACCGGGAAGGAGGAGAAAGCAAGCUCAAGUUUCAGGAGUUUUUUGUGGAGCCAUUUAAUCGAAAAGCCCGCCAAGAGAAUUUAAGGUAUAAUAGUAUUCUUAAACAACUUAGCAGUCAACAGGUAGCCACGCUGAGAUGCUGGAAGGCAAUACAGCUCUAUGUUACAUGUGAAAGAGGACCUUGGGCUGAAAGGAAACAAAAUCCAAUUCAUUGGAAACUAGCUAAUGUAGAAAAUUACUCCCGCAUGAGACUUAAAUUGGUGCCAAAUUAUAGCUUCAAAAGCCAUGAUGAAGCUAGUGCCUUGAGAGAUAAUCUAGGUGUCCAACACUCACAGCCUUCCAGUGAGUCAUUGCUUUUGGAAGCAGUGAAACAAGUAAAAGUUAGUGGUAUGGAAGAGGAUAAAUUAGACAUUCCUGAAGAAGAUACAACAGCCAGAGUAAAUGUUAAUGAGAAAGAAGAACAGGAUCAAAAAGAAAAAUUGGUGCUGUCAGAAGACUGUGAACUCAUUACAAUAAUUGAUGUAAUUCCUGGCCGAUUAGAAAUCACUACUCAGCACAUUUACUUCUAUGAUGGCAGCAUUGAAAAAGAAGAUGGUGUAGGCUUUGAUUUUAAGUGGCCUCAUUCUGAAGUUCGAGAGAUUCACCUGCGACGUUACAACUUAAGGCGGUCAGCCCUUGAGAUUUUUCAUGUUGACCAAUCCAACUACUUUCUCAAUUUCAAAAAAGAGGUUAGAAACAAAGUGUAUAGCAAACUGUUGUCACUUCAUUCUCCAAAUAGUUAUGGAACCAGAUCACCACAGGAGUUAUUCCAAACAUCAGGAUUGACACAGAAAUGGGUGAACAGAGAAAUAUCAAAUUUUGACUAUCUAAUUCAAAUAAAUACAAUGGCAGGACGAACCUAUAAUGACCUCGCACAGUAUCCUGUGUUUCCCUGGAUUUUACAAGAUUAUACUUCAGAAGAGUUGGAUCUUAAUAAUCCAUCUGUAUUUCGAGACCUUUCCAAACCAAUUGGAGUAGUUAAUGAUAAAAAUGCCAAAGCCGUGAGAGAAAAAUAUGAAAAUUUUGAGGAUCCUAUGGGAACUAUUGAUAAAUUUCAUUAUGGUACUCACUAUUCAAAUUCUGCCGGAGUGAUGCACUAUCUUAUUCGUACAGAACCGUUCACCACUCUUCACAUCCAGCUUCAGAGUGGAAGGUUUGACUGUGCAGAUCGACAAUUCCAUUCCAUCCCUGCUACCUGGCAGGCUCUCAUGGACAAUCCAUAUGAUGUGAAGGAACUUAUUCCUGAGUUCUUCUACUUCCCAGAGUUUUUGGAAAAUCAAAAUCAAUUUAACUUGGGUCAUCUACAAGUUUCCAAAGAACUAGUAAAUGAUGUAAUUCUCCCCAAAUGGGCUAAGUCAGCUGAAGAUUUCAUCUGUAAACAUAGGAAAGCUCUGGAGUCUGAAUAUGUUUCUGCUCAUCUUCAUGAAUGGAUAGAUUUGAUUUUUGGCUAUAAACAGAGGGGGCCAGCUGCAGUGGAAGCCCUCAAUGUUUUCUAUUACUGUAGUUAUGAAGGAGCUGUGGAUCUGGAUGCCUUAACAGAUGAGAAGGAAAGAAAAGCCUUAGAAGGGAUGAUUAAUAAUUUUGGGCAAACACCUUGUCAACUGUUAAAGGGACCACAUCCUCCUAGAUUAUCAGCAGAGGAAGCAGUACAGAAGCAGACCAAAACAGAUACUUCAACCUUAAACCUCUUUCAGCACCUCCCUGAACUCAAGUCAUUUUUUAUAGAGGGUAUCAGUGACAAUAUUCCACUUAUAAAGGCCAUUGUCCCCAAAAAUCAGUCUCGUUCUUUUAUGUCUCAAGGCAGUCCUGAGUUACUGAUAACAGUAAGUAUGAAUUAUGUUAUUGGAACCCACGGAUGGCUGCCUUAUGACAGAAACAUUUCUAAUUACUUUACAUUCAUCAAGGAUCAAACUGUGACAAAUCCCAAAACUCAGCGUAGUAUGAAUGGUCCUUUUGCUCCAGGGCUGGAGAUUACUUCUAAACUGUUUAUAGUAUCACAUGAUGCAAAGUUGCUUUUCAGUGCUGGACACUGGGAUAAUAGCAUUCAAGUGAUGUCACUUAUAAAAGGCAAAAUUAUUUCACACAAUAUUAGACAUAUGGAUAUUGUGACUUGUUUAGCUACAGAUUACUGUGGAAUACAUUUGAUUUCUGGUUCCAGAGAUACUACAUGUAUGAUAUGGCAAAUAACGCAACAGGGAGGCAUUCCUGUGGGUUUAGCAUCUAAACCCUUUCAGAUUCUAUAUGGACACACUGAUGAGGUAUUGAGUGUUGGCAUCAGCACUGAGCUAGACAUGGCAGUAUCAGGAUCAAGGGACGGCACUGUGAUUAUACAUACCAUUCAGAAAGGUCAGUACAUGAGGACUUUACGACCACCUUGCGAGAGUUCUCUACUCCUGACCAUUCCCAAUUUGGCUAUAUCUUGGGAGGGACAUAUUGUCAUCUACUCCAGCAUUGAAGAACAGAUCAACCUCAAGGAUAAGAAUGCAUUACAUCUGUUUUCUGUAAAUGGCAAGUAUCUAGGGUCUCAAGUCCUCAUGGAACAAGUAUCAGAUAUAUGUAUAAUUGGCGAACACAUUGUCACAGGCAGCUUACAAGGGUUCCUGUCCAUAAGAGAUCUACACAGCUUGGAUCUCUCCAUUGACCCAUUAACCAUGAGAUCGCCUAUCCACUGUGUUUGUGUAACCAAAGAAUACAGCCAUAUUCUUGUAGGAUUAGAAGAUGGCAAAUUGAUUGUUGUGGGUGUUGGCAAGCCAGCUGAGAUGCGCUCAGGUCAGCUUUCUCGAAAAUUGUGGGGAUCUAGCAAGCGGCUCAGCCAGAUUUCAGCUGGAGAAACUGAAUAUAAUACUCAAGAUUCCAAGUGAUUGUUAUUUCCAUAUUCUGUCAUGGAUAACUGAAACUUUCGACUUACUUCUUUGUCACUUUAACCACAUCUCUCAACUGUCUGAAAUGUUGCAAGGACUUUUAUCCUUGAAAAUCAUUUAGGGAUUAUCAGAAUUUGGUAUGACAUGUGUACACAGACAAAGGUUGUAUAUUAUCUACUUUAAAAAUUUCUAGUUAACAUUAUUGAAUCUAAUCUUAUUAACUAAUUGUUCAUCUACACUAAAGUAGAUUUGAGAAAAUUUAUUUGAUUAGAGUUAGUGGUCCGUUCCUAAAGAUCAUUGGAUCCAUUUUUAAAAACAAACUUCUAAAAAUGAAGAAGUUAAGUUCAAUUUGUUUAUUAUUCUUAACAGAAAAAUUUAAGUUAUUUCCACAAAAGAGUACAAAUAAUGGGACAGUUGAGAGACAUGGCUUUCCAUACAUCCUUUAGUUAAUAAUUUUCCUAUUUACUGACCAUUAUUUUAAAAACCAUCAGUUUAUUUAUGGAACUCCUGAAUGAGUAAUAUUUUAAAAGAAUCUGUUUCAUAACGGGAUUUUAAAACAGUAUAAAUUCCAAGUUUUCAUGAUGGGUUGAAAAUAAACUAUUGAAACUGGUACACUGGCACAUUCCACUACUAUUUAGCACAUUACUAAUGAGAUUUUAGUGAAAUGUAUUAUUUUCCUUAAGUAAUCAAGUGUAAGGGAAUAAGAGAACCUAGAGAUACAUUUUGUAGAUGUAUUUUAUUAGUAGCAUAAAUAAGGAAAAAUGUUCAUUAUGAUUUUGACAGUUGGGUCAUUUUAAGUAGAAUUUGCAGCACAAUUUGUAUCUACAAAGUUUGAAUUUUCUUGGCUUUUUCUUUACUAAGCAAGUACUGUGAUUUUUCCCCCAGAAAUUAAAGUGUCAGCAAUGAAACACAAAUAUAUUAAGUUUUUCCCUAGGACUUCUGUGUGAUUGACGAAUGAAUUGAAAAGUAUAGGCAUAACUUAAACUAGUCUUUAGAUAUAGUGGUAUUUUUAAAUGUGCAUUUCUUAUUUCAUGCUAUAUAUAAAUUUUAGAAUUACAGUGAAUUUUAUUAUACAUAGCUAAAUGAUAUAUUUUGCUUUACUAUUCAAGAUUAUAAAAUUAAAGGCGAAUAGAUAUAUUUUGGAAUUCAAAGGGACUGUUAAACCUAGUGCUUUUAUAAGCUUCUCUUUUGAGUUAGGUCAGAGAGCUUUUAUAACCAUAAGUGUCCUUUAUCUGAGAUUCCAUAGGUUUUAAGGAAUUUAAGAAUCCCCCGAAAUUAUUCAAAAAGUCUGUAUAUUAACUGCAUUUUUUCAGGAGUGAAUGGUUGUGUGGCUUUCUUAAAGUGGUAUGUGAUCAGAAAAAAAAAGCUUUUGCAAUACUAUCUUCUUAAAGUAAUAUUGCUUUUAUUCCACAAAUCAUAAAUUUCUUUACAUCCGAUUGUUUUCUCAGCUGAAUCUUUUCCCUCUUCAACUCUUCCCUGUUGCCCACAAUAUCUAAUACUCUUUUCUUUAUAAUCCUGUGAGUGAGUAAAAUUUUUUUAAGAUGUAAAGGGUUCUUUUUGGGAAGCUUUUUGAAUAGAUUAGAUCUAUUUGAGUCAAGACUAAUGAAAGGUUGUAUAAGAAUUUUCUUUCCAAUUACUUAAAAUCCUCUGGUUUAUUCAGAAAAAAAAGUUAUGUUUAGGUGAACAAUACUGAAAUAAACUAGUGCAGUGAGUGUAAAGUAGAACAUAAGUAAAUGUGAAGGUUUCCUUCUUGAGGACUUCAGGAGUUUGUGGUGAAAAUGUCUCAAAAUAAAUCAGUAGACAUAAUGAUGACUUACUGAGACUUACUGCUUCUAUGAGUUUACUUCAUUCUAUUUCCUUUUUUACCUUACUCAUUUUCAUAGGUUUCAAGUCAGCAGAACCAACACGAUUGAUUUUUGGCAUUUUAAAAGUUGAUUUUUGGAAAAAUGAUUUCUAAAUCAAAACUUUAAAAAGUUCUCUUCCAGGGAUUUUGGUAUAAGGAUGCCUUUGUUAUUUUUAAGGCCAUUUAAUACUGGUUUUGGAAGUCAUUUUGGAUGCUUAUAAGUUACAAAAAGUUUAUCAGGGAAAAAUUCCUAGAUUUAUGGUGUUUUACUUUGCUGCUUUUUAGAUGGGGUAAUUGGACAAGCAGUCUUCAUUUUAUAGCACAAAUAAGAAGCAGCUCUGUUCACAGUAAAAUAGAUACCCUACAUAGACUAACAGUAGAUGUCAGGACAGUAGAAUUUUUAUACUUUUUCCAAAAAGGAAAAGCCAAAAAUAUAGAACUUCAAGGAAAAUCUUUGUCAACAGUCUGGAAGAACAGAACUUAAAAAGUUUAUCUAAUAAACAAAUACAGUAGAACCAUUAGCUGAAUAAUAUGUUCCUCAUUUAAACAUUUUAGCACAUUGAAUUAAAAAAUCACUAGGUAAAAUCACUGGAAAGAUAUACUUUGGGGAAUUCUGGUCUAUUUAAAUGUUAUCCAUUGAAAAUAUUUCUAUAUUGUAAAAUGGGAGAAGUUAACAAUAUCAUUAAAAUGGAAUAACCAGUGGACAUUUCAGUUGAUAUGAAGAUAAUAUCUCAGACAACCUUCAAAAUUUGUUGUCUUUGAAGAGCUUCCUAUUUGCUUCUGUUUCUUGACACUGGUGAUGAUAGAAAUAUCAGCAUCCUGGUGAUGGGGAGAUAGAUAGACUCUGAAUUAAUGACUUCAUGUUUAGAAAAUGAGGUCAAAUAUUAAAACAUAAUAGCUGUGUUCACUUAGAAAAUAAAGAAUCUUUAUAAAACAUUUUCUUCAAUUCUCCAGAUCAAUAUUCUAUCAUUACUUAGAUAACACUGGAGGAGAGAAGAAAAAGUCGAUCAGGGCAUGAAAAUUAGGAAGGUAUAUAAAGAUGAAGGUAAGCCAGUAGAUAGAUUUUUAAGCCUGUGAAGCUUGUCAGCUAUGAGUAAGUUUCUGUCAAUUUCCUUUAGGUCAUAGUGCUUUUCUUAGGUCACAUCCUUUUGUAGGAGAGAAAAUGCCAAAUACUCACUUGUUAUUAGCAAGGAACAUCAGUGAGGCUUACUUUUUUCUCUGUGUAAGGCAUGUAAGAAUUAUCCUUGAAGAACUGGUACCUUGAAUCAAUUUUAUGCUUCUGAAUUCUCAUAAUCAGAAUUUAGACUUGAAAGUUGAAUCUUAAACUAAGGUGUUUUAUGUUUUGCUUGAGUAAGAGUAGGCAGAGAAAAUUGUUCACUUGAAUACCAGAUUUUUAUUUAAUGAUGACAGACACCCAGCCUUUGCCUUUAAAUAAAUUUUAUAUUGUUACUUUGAAAGAAAUCACUAAGGUAAAUCUUUUAAUUGACUUUAAAAAUUUUAGGUCCUUUCAUAUAUUAACAUUUAUAAAAUGAGUAGCAUUGUCAUUGUCUUUGUCAUCUUUCCAAUGAAAAGAUUCAAGUACAUAGACUAUGUUAAAUAUAAAUAUUAUAUAAAUAUUAAAUAAUAUAUAAUAUGUAAUACACAGUGUGUGGAUGUGAAGGUUGGUGUCUCUUCAACUACAUCAUUAAUAACUCUCCUCUGCAAAUAAAUUGUUAAACCUGUCUUUAGGAUUUAAGUUUUGACUAAAACAAGAAAUGAAAUCUGAUCUGUUGUUUUCCUUUAUUAGUCAGACUCAUAGAUUGUCUGAAUUGCUGUUCUUCUCAUCAGCUGAAAUUGUCCUUUCCCAGUAAGUCUUAAUAUUUGAUUUGCUUUAAACUUGACCCCCAUCUGGAACAUUGUUCUGGAGAAUUUUCCUACAUCAGAUUCCUGCUGGUACUUUUUCUGAUGUCAUUAAGCAACAACAUAGUGUUACCAGUCAUCAUUUCAUUAUUAAAAUGUUGGCCACAGCCUUACUUCUUUAAUUUGAAUCUAGCAUUUUCUAAGCCAGUGCUUUUUAAUUGAGAUUGCAGAUCAGACUUGUUUGUGAAGUUUUAUAAAUACAGAAAUCUGGGCACUGCUCUGGACUUUCUGAAUCUCUUUACUUGAUAUUCUUGGUAUUAAAAAAUUGUGUUUCUGAAUUAUUAUAUUAAAUCUUAAAGAAGUUUUCUUCAUAGAAACUAUAUCCAGUUAUUAGAUAAAAUUAGAUCUGAUAUUCACAGGCCUAUCUGAAAAAUAGUUUAAUUAUUAUCAUAGGAGACAUUGUAUCCAAAAUUUGCUUGGGAUGGCUUACUUAUCUUUGUUUUGCAUGCCAUAGAAAACACCAAAUUUCCUUUUUAGCUGCAUUAUUCUUAUCAUAAACUCUAUUCUGACCUUUCACAGUUGAAAUAGUAACUAAUAUUUGCCUCUAAAAAGUGUUUGCUUUUAUUAGUUCCUAGUGACUAUCAGUGAAUAUUGCAUAUUUGAAUUAACUAAUAUUUUAAGGUAUUAAUAAGAGCAUGAGUAAUAAAACACUAGAUUUAAAACAGAAUUAGAUUUUUUAUAGCCAUGAUGGCAGUAAUCAAUAGUUUUCCUAACUAAAAAGCAUUGGAUAAAUUCCCUAAGUACUUCUGAUGGCUUUUGUAAGUAUAGCCUCUGUGUGGAAGUAAUUUUUAAUAUUUUAUAUGAAAAAUACUAGUGUUACAGAAAAUAAAGCAUUAACAUUCAAGAUAUUAGGCUUAUUGAAAUGAUUCUGUUUUCUACAUUAAAAAUACAAGGCUAUUGUAGGUUAGAGGAAUUACAUAAUUUUCUUCAGUAUUAGAACCUUGUGUAUAAGUGGUUAUAUAUCACCAUACUUUUCUGUAGCUUGUACUAAUUCAUUAGACACAUUUUCUUAGAUUACCUCACUGACAUUUGUCACAUGUGGAUAAUUUCUAAUCGUAGGGUGUGGACCUAUGAAGCUAAUGACUUCAGUGAAAAACAAGAGAUACAACUAUAUUUAGUUUUGUCUUAAUGCCUAUAAUCUUAUGAACUGAAAAUUCAAAUGAAAAGAACAAGUAGAAAUCACUAAUUGAACAUUUGUUUUCCAUAGUAUAGUUUUAAUAUGCUUCCUUGGAAGCCUAUUUUGCAAUAUUACCAUAAUAAUAAUAAUAACAACAACACAACUUUGGCAUUGAAAGAAUUACCUAUUCAUUUUUCAAAGUUGACUGUGAGUUGAGUUUGGAUGUUUGUGUGUGUAUGUGUGUUUUUAUUUAUAAUAUAAUAGCUGUCUCAUUAUUUAAAAUGUUUUACUAUUUUUGAAUGUACAGAGUGAUAGCUAUUUGAAAAUAAUACUACAAUGUAGCAUUGUAAUUUGAGUAUAAAGAAAAGUUAGGAUUUAAACAAUGUUGCUCAUGUGAUUGUAUAUUAAUGAUAUAAUAAAAAAAAGUUAGGAUUUAAGUAGUAUUGAAAAAUAAAAUUAUAUUUUAUUGAUUGAAUUUUAAACUUUAAAAUGUCUUACUCCAAUUGGACCUUUAAAAUUUUUAUUUUGGUAGUAAAUUAUUUCAGCUUAAUAUGUGUUGAAACCAAAGGUUCUCUGGUAGCCAGUGUACUAAGUAGUUAAUGUAAAAAUGAUGUUUUUGAUGUUCCUUCUCUUGAAAUCAUUUUCCCACACUAAGCAAUGUGUUUUAAGAUUUAGUGGGCUCAACCUACAACUUCAACAAACAAUCCUCUUCUGUUUUGAAAGGAAAAAAAAUCUAUUAUGCGAGUCAUAUUAUUUUGCUAUUCAGAAUGCUAAAAUUAGAUUAAUCAAUAAACACCUUAGAAAGUGUUUCUGGUAAGGAAAUACUAGUUGUCUUAACUGAAAAAAAUUUCAACAUCCUAGUUUCUUACAUAGGCAUUAAAAAGAAUAACUUUAUUUCUUCUUUUGGAAUUUUGAUUACUUUGUCUUGAAUAACUUUUAAAAUAUUUAAUUAGAAUAAUUUCUACACUUCUCCCAAAAUUAUGGUA